AGCUUUGCCCUUGAGGAACAGUAUGCAGAAUUGGGAGGACCACAUAGGAAGGGAUAUAUAAACUAUGGUUCAAAGUCGUGUAGCAUGCCAACACUGAGUAUAUAAAGCAGAUAGAGGCAACUUCCAGUUCCAUAGCAGGCUUUUCGAGAGAAGAAGAUAGAGAUGAGGCGAUCCGAGAGCUUUAGCCAUCUGAAACCAUGGAAGCUCAGCCAGGCUGCCCUCUUCGGAUGCCUUCUGAUCAUGACAGUGAUCCUUGUUUGUCUCAUCAAAUCUGGUUCUAACACCAUCGUUACAUUGAAUUUGCAGCUAUCCAGCUAUUCGAAUAUGGCUUUGCCCAUGGAGGAGGAACUGAAGACUGGAGGACAAGGUGGAUUACCAAGUACACCUGCUUCAUUUGAGGAAGCACAGCUAAGCGAUGAGUCACUUCAAGGAGGUAAAGAAGCAGCAAUACUUCCACAUGCACUGAAGGAAAAGCAAGAUAAGAAAGAAGCACAUGAAGAUGCAGCAACAAGCUUAACCUCGACAACAAUGGAAGAUAAGGAGUUGGAUGAACCGGCUACAGGUGGCAAUCAAACAGUGACACUGCAACUUCAGCAUGAAGACAAGCAUGGUGGUGGUGACUCAAAUAAAGAUUGGACAGUGAUAAAAUUGCCUCCUGUUCCGAAGGAAAAGCAGAGAGAAGAAGAGACAACAGCUGGUUUGUGCUCUGUGAUGGCUGGCAAUAUUAAGAGAAUUACCAAGAGAUUGAUCAAGGAGAGCAGAGUGGUGUGUGAUUUCACGGCACCAAGAUCAGAUAUCUGCUCGAUGGAUGGCGAUGUUAGAGUUCUUGGCAGAUCAUCCAUCAUCAUGUUGGCUUCGCCACCUACGGAUCGAUCUCCGACAGAGAACACGACAUGGAAGAUCAGACCGUAUCCGAGGAAGUGGGAAUCGACCAUGGAGCUUAUCAAGGAGCUCACCGUGACAGUAGCAGCUGAGCCUGAGAAGGCCCCUCGCUGCAUGAUAAACCACGGCGUCCCCGCCGUGUUCUUCUCCACCGGUGGGUUCGUCGGCAACUACUUCCACGACUUCACCGAUGUGAUCAUCCCCCUCUUCAUGAUGGCUCGCCGAUUCAACGGAGAGGUUCAGCUCGUCGUCACCGACUUCAACUACCAGUUCAUGGCUAAGUAUCAGCAGAUCCUGAGGCACCUCUCCCACUACCCGGCCAUCAACUUGGACGCAGACGAUCGAGUUCAUUGCUUCCCCCAUGCACACGUGGGUCUUCACAGCCACAGAGCGCUGGGCAUCGAUGCCUCGAAAUCUCCAAAUGGGAUAUCCAUGAGCGACUUCAGAGACUUCCUGAGGAAGUGCUUCUCGCUCAAGAGAAAGUACAGCGAGGGGAUCGAUCUGCAGUCGAGGAGGAAACCAAGGUUGCUGCUAAUUCUUCGGAGAGGAUCGCGGUCCUUCGUCAACGAAAGGCAGGUGAUGAGGAUGGUGAAAGGGCUCGGGUUCAAGCUGAUCACGGCCGGGCCUGAGGAGACGAAGAACAUCUCCCGCUUCGCGCAGAUGGUGAACUCGGUGGAUGUGUUGAUGGGGAUCCACGGGGCUGGGCUCACGAACAUGGUCUUCCUUCCUUCGAAUGCGACACUGGUUCAGAUCAUUCCUUGCUGUGAUCUGGCGAAAGGGUGCAGAUACAUCUUCGCAGAGCCAGCUCCGGACAUGGGAAUAAGAUACGUGGAGUACGAGAUAAGAGUGGAGGAGAGCUCCCUGAUAGAGAAGUACCCCAGGGAUGAUGUUUUGUUCAGGGACCCCCUUUCGAUUCAGAAGCAACUAGGAUUCAAUGCAUUCUGGAACAUAUUUCUGAACCAGCAAAAGGGAUUGCAGCAACCAGGAAGAAAGCGAAGUUUGUGGAGGUCUUCGUUGGAGAUGCAGGUGAGGCCUCGAUCCAUCAGGAUGGAGAUGAUGGACAUGGAAAUGAAGAUUCUCGAUGGCUUUCUUCUCUUCUUCGUCGUCGUUUGGUUUUGGAAUGUAGCGGGGAGGAGGUUUCGGUUCUUUUGGUCGCGUGUGCUGUGAUCUGCUGACCUGAGUUGGAAUGUUGCAUGACCUUUUGCAAGGGUUAAUCUUUGAUUGGCAGCUUUUAUUCUUUUCCUAUUUAGAUCUCUUUUUAUCAAAAA
This is a messenger RNA of Musa acuminata AAA Group (dessert banana), 2150 nucleotides long. Its product is annotated as alpha-1,3-arabinosyltransferase XAT2-like. The transcript has 9 exons. Bases 163 to 2049 code for a protein of 628 amino acids. The record is from RefSeq and is a predicted model, not a curated record. Lineage: Eukaryota; Viridiplantae; Streptophyta; Magnoliopsida; Zingiberales; Musaceae. Gene Ontology annotation, molecular function: glycosyltransferase activity.